Molecule: messenger RNA, 4679 nt
Organism: Fukomys damarensis (Damara mole-rat)
Lineage: Eukaryota; Metazoa; Chordata; Mammalia; Rodentia; Bathyergidae
Gene: Faim2
Product: Fas apoptotic inhibitory molecule 2
Exons: 12
Coding region: 268-1218 (316 amino acids)
Biological process (GO): negative regulation of apoptotic signaling pathway
Cellular component (GO): Golgi apparatus; membrane; endoplasmic reticulum
Source: RefSeq, a predicted model, not a curated record
CGCCGAGGAGGGAGCGGUGCGCGCCUCCCUCCUGGGCUUCCUAAAGCGCAGCCUCCUUCUCCUCCUCCUCCUUCUCCUUCUCCUCCGCAUCCUCUGGCCAGCGCGGCCUGCUCCCCCUGCGCGCGGAUGGUACGCUCCGGUCCGCCUGUCCCGGCUGCGGUGGAUGUUGCUAGAACCCACGCGGAGGAAGGAAGAGACGCAGGCAGGCUGCGGUGACCCAAGCGGCCGCCCCUGCCUCAGGGACCCCUUCUCCGAGAGACCGGCAAAAUGACCCAGGGAAAGCUCUCCGUGGCUAACAAGGCCCCCGGGACUGAGGGGCAGCAGCAGGCAAAUGCUGAGAAGAAGGAGACUCCAGCAGUGCCCUCAGCCCCACCCUCCUAUGAGGAAGCCACCUCUGGGGAGGGGUUAAAGGCAGGAGCCUUCCCCCCAGUCCCCACAACUAUGCCUCUCCACCCCAGCUGGGCCUAUGUAGACCCCAGCAGCAGCUCCGGCUAUGACAAUGGUUUCCCCACCGGACACCAUGAGCUUUUCACCACCUACAGUUGGGAUGACCAGAAAGUUCGCCGGGUUUUCAUCAGAAAGGUCUAUACCAUCCUGCUGAUCCAGCUGCUGGUGACCUUGGGUGUCGUGGCUCUCUUUACCUUCUGUGACCCUGUGAAGGACUAUGUCCAGGCCAACCCAGGCUGGUACUGGGCAUCCUAUGCUGUGUUCUUUGCCACCUACCUGACUCUGGCUUGCUGUUCUGGACCCAGGAGACACUUCCCCUGGAACCUGAUCCUGUUGACCAUCUUUACCCUGUCCAUGGCCUACCUCACUGGGAUGUUGUCCAGUUACUACAACACCACGUCUGUGCUGCUGUGCCUGGGCAUCACGGCCCUCGUCUGCCUCUCCGUCACGGUCUUCAGCUUCCAGACCAAGUUUGACUUCACCUCCUGCCAGGGUGUGAUCUUUGUGCUGCUCAUGACCCUCUUCUUCAGUGGACUCAUCCUAGCCAUCCUCCUACCCUUCCAAUACGUGCCCUGGCUACACGCAGUCUACGCCGUGCUAGGAGCGGGUGUGUUUACAUUGUUCCUGGCAUUCGACACCCAGUUGUUGAUGGGUAACCGGCGCCACUCGCUGAGCCCUGAGGAGUAUAUAUUUGGCGCCCUCAACAUUUACCUGGACAUCAUCUAUAUCUUCACCUUCUUCCUGCAGCUCUUUGGCACUAACCGGGAAUGAGGAGCCCUUGCCGUCCCACCCGCUUCCUCCCGAAAAUGCCCCUUCUCGGUCCCCUAAUCCUGUGCUCCUGCCAGACCAGACAUAAACUCGCUGCAGCCAGACUGUGACCAGCGCUCAGUCCCCCAGCCAGCCCUCACAUACCCUCAGCAGCUUGUACAUAGGCCACCUUUGGGGUGCCGCGGAACUGAGGCCACACUGUCCCCUGUGCCGCCCGCCUCGCAGUUACCAUCUCCCAAACUGGGAAGUCAAGGCUGAAGGCCCCCCCUGGGUUUGUGGACCCAAAGGACAGUGGGAGGAGCCCAGCAGGACCUGAGCGUAGGGAAUGAGACCCCAGUUAGCCUGGCUGAGGUCUGUGCCACACCAAGAUUCCCGUGGGGCUGCAGUGACCCUGGGCACAUUGUCCAGUGUCCAGCCUACCCCUUCUCUCUUCCAGGCCAAGCAGUGCUGCUCUGGAAGGGAGGAGGAGGGUGGCUGGGAGACGAGGGAAGGGUGCUGUACAGGGUGGGAUGGGGCUAUGCAGACUCUCGCCUUCUCUCAAUUCUAGGGCCAGCGCUCGUUCCGGGGACUUGGGCCCUGGGGAAAGGGACAGAAAGUCAGUACUUCUACUGGUUGCCCUAGUGUACCCUCCUGGAUCAGGACAGGGCACUGUGGAGCAGGCGGUAGGUGCAGGGAGUACUGCUCCUAAGUGAGGGCCCAUCCUGGACUCCUGUCCCAGGGAGAUGGGGCCAGAGAGCCAACUGGGGAGACUGGGCUCUGCAGAAUGGGCAACUCCCCAGACCUGCAUUCCCUCAGGGGGUGCUUGGAGUUGGAGGACUAGGACCCACAUCUUCAUCUUCUCAGCCCUACCUGGGCUGCUCCCACAGCUCUGAGGAGGAGGGAGGUGCACUGGGGUCUCCUGCUAAUGUUCUAGGGAUGAAGCAGCUCCAGCUGUUGGUCCAGUCCCACCUGGAGGGAUCCUGUCCUGCCCCUCGCCCUACCCAAGCCUGGGCCUGAGUCAGUCCUGCACCUCUUAUCUCCUAAGACCGCCCCACCUGCUCCCACUCCUGGCUUAUCCCCAGCCAGGUCUCCUGAGGACUUAGGAGUUGGCAGCGUCCACCAAUAUCCCCCCUUCCUGGCCAUUCACUCUGCCCAGAGUCCCGGAGUCCCCUCUUAUCUUCACAUCUCUCCAAUUUGGAAGCUGUCCAGCUGAUGCUAACAGCCAGGGUCAGCCCCUCAAGCUGGUCCCAUGUGAUGAGGCCAAGGCUCCUUAUCAGCCUCCAGGCGGCUGGGAUCUCAGGCAGGGUGUGCAUCAGCCACCCCGCUCCUGGCUGGGUGCCUGGUGGGGAGUGCACAACGGGACCACACCUGGGGCAGUGUGCAGCCAGCACGUGGCCAACUCUGGGCCAGUGGAAAGUUACUGAGUGGAGGCACGGAGGCUCUAAGUGGAUACCAGGACCCUCCUUUGGCCUCUAACUUCUGUGCUUCUCUUCUUCUUCCUUCGUUGGAAGGGUGACUAGGUAUGUUAUCCAUCCACUCCUGAGCCCACCCUCCCCCGCUUUCCUACUUCUAGCUUUCAAGAAAUAUUACAGACCUAUUUGAAGUUUUGUUCCAUCUUGGGUAUUUGAGGAGAGAAGGAAUCAAGGACCAGCAGGUGACAUGUGUGAGGUAAAGGCAACUGGGGCAUGGAGGAGAUGCUCACUGUGUGCUGGUCUAAAUUAAUCCCUGCACCAGUGCUACAAAGGCAGCAUUCUGUGCAGCCCCAUUGGGUAGGGCAAAGCCCAGAUGCUCAGAAAGGCUUGGUAAUGAGUUCAAGGUCAGACACUUAGCAGUGGUGGAUCUGGGAUUCAGAUCCAAGACUGCCUCACUCAAAAGCAUCACUCUUGGGACUGUGGUGUGUGGCUGAAUGGUAAUGUGCUUGCUUAGCAUUCACAAGGCCCUGGGUUCAAUUCCCAGCAACACACACACACACACACACACACACACACACACACACACGGCGGAACAAAAGGCCUCCAAGUUUCCCUCCAGCCUGAGUGAGGCCGGAAUGAGACAGUGUGGGAGCCAAGAGGUUGGUGUUAAACCCGACAUCUCUGAGGACUUGUGGCCUCGUAGAGCGCCACCUGGCCUUGCAUCUUCCCUUUCCCACUCCCACCAGAGUUUGAAUUCUGAAGUUCCAUUCUCUUGACACCAGCUGGGAGGCAGGAUUUCUAGUCUCUGAUUCCUAGCCUCACUGCCAUCAGGAUUGUGGUAUUAGCAUAGCAAGUAUUUCUUGCUCUCUGUGAUUCCUAUCCACAAGAUGGAAGUCUAUGGCCAGUGUGGGGCAGGGAGAAGCACUAAGACACUUAUUUCCACUGACUUCCUGCCCUCCAAAACCCACUUAGAUUCCUUUCUUAGUCUCUGGCCUCAAGUUCUAGAAGGGUUUGCUAUCCACACCCCCCUUGGCCUGCCAUUCUCACACUGGACAGCUUCUCAGAAUCCACUUGUCCACAUCCUCCUCUUCACUGGAUAAUUUAUGCAGAAAUGGAAUUGAGUAAAUUUUCCAUGGCUGGGUUCCGAAAGACUGGGGGAGAGGCAAGCCUUCAACCAUAAAUGCCCUGGGCACAAAUCACAGCAAUCUCAAAGGUGGGCAGCCCUGCGGAGGGCCCUGAGCUGACAGCAAAGCUAGAGCUCCAGCCCGUGUGUCUGGCCUCCGAUCCCGGCAGUGAGGCACUCCAAGAGCACCUGAUGGGUCUCAGAAGGAGGAAGGGUGGGGAAGAGGAAUGCGAGAUUAUGAGGAAUGCAGGAUUACAGGAAACUGAAGCUGAGCAGGUGCUGCAAACUAUAGAGGGAGAAGAGCGCUGGCCCCUCACAUUUUUUAGCCUGGGUGGGGCUGGACCUGGGAAGAGGUAGGUUGGAUUCUAUAAAGCUAGAAUGAAGCCUGAAUCUGCCCAUCUCGGAUGGGAGUCCAGAAGUCUUCUGAUGAGAGAACGUGGCAGAUUGGGGCCCAAGCAUUACUCAAGAGUCCCCGACUCCCCACACCAAUUCCUGGGCAUACGUGUGAGGCUUGCUCUGCCUAGCCUGGGGAUGUCCCCAGAAUCUCGGCUCUUCCAUUGCUGGGGGAGUCAAGAUCUAACUGAUACACUUUCCUUCCCUGGCCCACUUGAGGACAAGUCCCUGGAGGCCUGUCUGGGGCUGGGUGGGUGUUGGAACUUUACACAAACAUUUUGCUGCCCCCCUGUGGCUUCUUGAGAAAAAGCAGGAACAACUUCUGCGGGAGAGAAACGGGUGCCGGUGCCGUGGCUGAAGAUGAGGGGAGGGACCUGGCUGCCAGCUUUCCUUCCCCAGGUCUCCCAGACCUGUCUUCUCAACGCCAUCGACUGUUCCUUUUGUCCAAAGACCGUCACAUCUCUUGGACAUUGUCCGCUGAAAACCAUCCCUGCGCUGCCUGCAACCCUGAGAUGUUCCCCCCACACACUGAGGGCCGAGAUUCUUGGCCUUGGCCG